CUUGUGCCACCGGAAACCAUUGAAUUUCAUAUCGGAACCACUACAUGAGGCUGCCUGCACCAUCGUCGACUGAAAAGUGUUGUCAUAUUUUUUGUCGUUCACGGUCGCGUUAUUUUAACUCAGAGAACGAGUUGUGCACCACCGGUGUUGGCCUUGGAAGUUGAAAUGUCAGCCGGUGCCACAGUGCCGCUCACGCUUUCUCACUAGCCACGGUAACGUCAGCUUUUGCUGCCAAUAUCCUCGGAGGAAUCAGUAUGGAUGCGCUCUGGGUAUUCCUAAUGCUGCUGGUCCCACUUCUGCUAUGGUCUAGCAGCACCUUUGUUUUUUAUUUCAAAAAGUGUUUCUACGUGGCUUAUAUGAUGGUUUUGGGUGCGAUUGCGAUUCCGCUUAGUAUUCUGAAAUGCGGAGGCAGGGACGUUGAAAACAUGAGGGUGGUCCGUGCUCUGGUUCGUCAUGUUAAGUACUUCCUGGGUCUGCGGUUCGAUGUGAGUGGCUUGGAACACCUGCAGACAGAGGGACCCUACGUCAUCAUCUCCAACCACCAGAGCUCCUUGGAUGUUCUAGGUCUAAUGGAGGUUCUCCCAGAUCGUUGCACCAUGAUUGCCAAGAAGGAGCUGGUGUACGCGGGCACGGUUGGCAUUGUGUCCUGGCUGGGCGGCAUCGUCUUCAUCAACCGCAACAAGACCAGCGAUGCCAAGAGCGUCAUGGCCGACGCUGCCAAGACCAUGCUGGAAGACCAGAUCCGGCUGUGGGUGUUCCCUGAGGGAACACGGAACCAGAGGGGCGACCUGCUGCCCUUCAAGAAGGGAGCCUUCCACCUGGCAGUGCAGGCACAGGCUCCUAUCAUCCCCAUUGUGUUCUCAUCCUACAGUAACUUCUACCUACGUAAAGAAAAGCAGUUCAACUCGGGGACCAUCAAGUUGAAGAUCCUUCCGAAGAUCGAGACGAAGGGCAUGACGUCAGACGACGUGGCCGGCCUCUCCGACAAGUCCUACGACCUCAUGCGCUCAGUCUUCCUGAGCAUCUCUGGCUUCGCCCCCAUAACCCAGAGCAACGGGCCCCCCUCACACCACUGAACAUUUCCCAUGUCCGAGACACCAAAACCUACCCCACCUAUUUUAAAAUGUUUAUUUCUCCCCCGUCCUCCGCAUUGUCCCAGCUCCCUACCUACGUACCUACUGUUUAGGUCAAAUAUAUUGGCACCCUUAAGGUGCAGAAUGUUCCAUUUUCUCUUUUCAAAACUGUUUGAAUGGACCUGCAACUUACCACAGGUGUGAGAUAAAUUACACAAUGAGAUAAUGCCUCUAAGAGUCCAGGACAUUUUUCUUUGAAAUGUGCAGUUGUAAACACAGUUUUCAAUUUCAACUUGUUUUUGAAGAAAUAGAGAAUUGUGCAAGGGUGCCAAUAUAUUUGACCACAUCUGUACCAGGAUACAACACACACACCAGGCCUCUCAUGAACUCAUCUGAUGUUUUGGCCUGGUAUAGUUUGGUUCUGGUUGGCUCCUGCUCUGAGCCAGCCCCCAUACAGUGCAGUCCUGACUCCUCACGACAGGUUAUGAGUAGAGUGACGGACCGACGGCAAGCAAAACAAAAUACAUUAUUAAUGUGCGUUCAUCAUGCAUGCUUGGGGAUACCUUCUUUUCUACCUCCACCUUUUUAAAAGAGGCUUUUUAUUAAAAAAAAAAAUGUUUACCGUUCAGUAGUGGUACUUUCGCUUUUUUCCCUUCCGGCUCAACUUUUUUGUUUUUUCAUAUGUUGGUGGAUAUUUUUAUUUUCCUCUGGUGCUGCCUUAACUUUUUUUCUUGAUGUGCUAUAAAAGACACGCACAGCACACAACCACCCUGCUUUAACACACGCAAACCACUCCCACCGCUAACACACACACACACAGACAACACACCACAGUACCCCCCUCCCACAACACCCCACCCAAUCCCAGUAUAUCCUCCCCUGUUCUGUUGUGCAUACCAGCCUCUUGCAUAUUUUGAAGGAGUAGGGAACCAGGGUCUGGACCAUGGGUCUUGAGGGGAGAUGGAGGGCAACAGAGCGAAAGGAGAGGUCAGUAGUUGACCAGGGACUUGUUCUUUAUCUGUGUCUCAACUCUAUCGUUACAUGCAGUGCAUUCGGAGAGUAGUCAGACCCUUUUCCACAUUUUGUUACGUUACAGCCUUGUUCUAAAAUUGAUUAAAUCGUUUUUUCCCUUCAAUCGACACACAAUGCCACGUAAUGACAAAGCAAAAAGAGGUUUUUUAGAAAUGUUUGCAAAUUCCAUUUAAGACGAAAAAAAGCUCUGCAGAAAUGUUUUGGUACACUUGCCUAGAUCUGUGCGUCAACACAGUCCUGUCUCACAGCUCUACGGACAAUUGCUUCGACCUCAUGGAAUGAUUAUUGCUCUGACACUGUCAACGAUGGGACCUUUUAAUAUUGACAGGUGUGUGCUUUUCCAAAUCAUGUCCAAUCAAUUGAAUUUACCUCAGGUGGACUCCAAGUUGUAGAAACAUCAAGGAUGAUCCAUGUUAACCUGAGCUCAAUUUCAAGUAUCAUAUCAAAGAGUCUGAAUACUUAAGUAAAUAAACCAUUUCUGUUUAUUUUUGAUGAAGUUGCAAAAAUGUUAACUUGUUUUUCACUUUGUCACAAUUAGGGAAUUGUGUGUAGAUGAAAAUUCUUUUUUAUAACUAUUUUUUAGAAUAGGCUGUAAUGUAACAGUGAAAAAAGUCAAGGGGUCUGAAUACUUUCUGAAUGCACUGUACAUACCACACUUGCUUCUCAAUCCAUGUGAUCAAAAUAGCUCAAUGACAUACUGUGACGACGCCAAACAACAAGCUAUACAAAGUACAACGACGACGAGAACAAUCAUCAGUGAAUUCAUGGACUAGUGGACUCAACGAUUUACAAACACUGUGCAUUGUUGGUGUACUAGGCUGGCAGGUAGCCUAGUGGUUAGAGCAUUGUGCCAGUAACCAGACGGUCACUAGUUUGAAUUCCAGAGCCAACAAGGUGAAAAAUCUUGUCUGUGCCCUUGAGCAAGGCACUUAAACCUAAUUGCGCCAGGGCCGCCGUUGAUAAUGGCAGACCCUGGCCGUGACCACUCUCUGAGGGUGUCUCGGGAGUUGGGAUAUGCAAAAAUACACAUUUCCACACAUGUAUUAAUACACAUUGUACAUGUGUGAAAUAGGACAUAAAUAAGCACCCACCAAAUUAUUAUUAAUUAUUUUCCCCCAACAGCUUAGAAAUAACAUUGUACAAAAAGUGUGUUUUCUUCAGCUGUGUUAUAUUUUGCUUUAUAUAUAUUUCUACAUAUGAUCGUUUAUUUCGCUUGUUUGUAAUAAAACAACGGGCUCAUUUGGUAGAGGGUGAUGCUUAUAACACUAGGGCUGUGGGUUUGAUUCACUCAUACGUAACAUGUAUGCAGCCAUGACUAAAUCGCUGUAGGGUAAAAGUGUCUGCUAAAUGGCCUACACUUUUUUUUGUCUUCUCAAAUAUCACUCUAUUUAAAGAAGUGUCAGGUGUUUUCAUGAAGUUCAAGAUUCUGUUUUGUGCCAUGUCAGUGUGCAAGUGUUUUAAACAUUACACAGUGGAGAGGUUUUACUGAGGGGAGUGUUUUAAACGUUACACAGUGGAGAGAGGUUUUACUGGGGGGAGUGUUUUAAACGUUACACAGUGGAGAGAGGUUUUACUGAGGGGAGUGUUUUUUUUUUUUUUUUUAAACUACCACUGGGGAGUGAUCUAGAUGUUACAGUACAACAUGUUUUAAAUGUAACGAGUGAUCUGUUGGUGAUUGAUCGUUUUUCAUGGUUUCCAAUGACAAAUCUGUUACUCCUCCUCGCUGCACUGCGAUGAUGACGGUAGAGACAGUCGCCAGGUUUCACAUUUCAAAUCGAUUUGUUUGACACAAAGUUGUUUUUAUGGUCCUCUUAACUAGAAUUUGUUACUAAUGGUGCAUUUCCAGUGAGGAUUUACAGCAGUUAUUUACCCAAGGCUCACACUUUUCUUUUUCUAUCUACGUGAUCCAGCAGCUGUCUCACUGGGCCAUGGCUCCGGCAGACCUGCUCUAACUUGGACGCAAGGCCCUGGGAACUUUUCCGCUGGCAUUUACAUAGCAAUGGCUAACUGAAAUGUAACGCCUUCCCACGAAACAACUGUCUUGAAUGAUGCAGAUGUUUUUGAUUCUGCACGUCCCAAGUCACUCUUGAUGUAAACACAAUUACACUAGAGCUUCCAUUUAACCAACACUGGCAACCCAUUGGUGUGGGGGUUAAGUCUUAAUGGAAAAGCACCAUAACUACUACUAAUAAAUUCUGCUCGUUUCAGCCUAGCCCAAAAAAUACAUAUCUGAAGAGGUGAAAUGGGAAUCAAAUGCUCCUCAAGCUGAACACCACAAACCUGUAUUUUGCUAACCCCUGUGAUACCCGUAGUUAAGAAGUAAAAUAUAGCCUAAUAAAUUGAGCAAUUGUCAAUUGCUCUAAAACAAUCUUUCCAUCGUAACAGCACAGUAACGACUCUUGUAAGUCUUUUGCUUGGUAACUGGUAACUAGGAGGGCUGCUGUCCGAGUGGUUACCUUAGCUUUAUAGUGGAGAAACAGGUCCUGUUUAUACUAUAGAUGAAUGAGGAAUAGGGAUAUGUGUUAAGGGAAUGUCUCAACACCUACUGUAGUUUUCUGACCAAUUUAUGAUGCGCAAAACCAAACUAAGAAUACAUUUAUUUUAUCGAUGGAUGGUGUAUGAUAUGUAAAGUCUGACUGCAGUUUAGAAGGCUUGGGCUAUUUAAAAAAAAAAAAAAAAAAAAAAAAAAAAAAAAAAAAAAAAGUAAUUGGCUGAGAUUUGUGAUGUUUUAGCCUUCUGUCAAAAGGUGGUACAGUAAUCAUCAAAUUUAGGAUUGUGAAGUAAUUCAACUUGAGGUUUAUAUUUUGUAAUUAAUAGACAAAUGACGUCUUACAGUACAUUAUUGAUACCUUUUAUUUAUGGCAAUACAGUUUCUUAUCAAUUGCGUACAGAUCUUAACAUUUUUGUAUUCGGUGCUUUUACUUUACAGUUUGAUCAAAUGUUGCUUGCAGCUUUUUGCCUGUCAAAAACGCCAGUGUGAGAAUGUAUUUCAGCAUUCAUCAUUUAUUUGUGUGCUACUCUAAAUGCUGCCCACUUCUUAUAUCAUGCCCAAUUAUUGGCAAAAGCUGAUCUGAUUUGGUUGAAAGACCAAUUAGUAAAAACGUAUCAGAAUUGUGCUACCUGUGUAUAUGCAGCCUUAAUUGCAUGCAACUUUUUUUUUUUUCUUUCAAGUAUAACAUAUUCUAAUAGAAUGUUAUCUUGCAUUAAUGUUGGUUUCUGACACUGCAAAAUGUCUGAAAUGUAUUUAUUUGAAAUUAAGUGUUAAAAGAAAAUGCAUUCUAGAGGUUAAUUUAUUUCUUGUGCACCUAAACUUCCUGGGGAGCAGGGUUUGUGGUCAAUCAAUUCAGAAAAUAAAUUGAAUUUACAGAAUCAAUUAUCCUCAAUUCUUCUGUCACAAAUAUGGAAUUAGAAUUUGUUUACUUCCUGAAAUGGUAUUGAUAAAUUGCUCCCGUUUGUAGGAGUGAAAACAUUUGUGUUUCGUCUGGCAAUAAACCUGUAUACUACUACGCCUCUUCAUAGUCAAGUGGCUGCAAGAGCUUUAGUGUCACCUGCUGGACUCUUGGCUUAUACUUGGCUCCAAGGAGUAAAUCAACUCGGCCCUCGGGCUUUCCUCAUCUUUGUUAUUGGAAGACCAAAAACACCAUUUAAGUAAAAUACAUACGCCAGUCGGUCCCGAUACAUAAAAUUAAUCUGUGACAUGUUUUUGUUCACAGGAGAGAAUAUUUAUGAGAGUAUUUUUUUUCUUCUUUUUGCUUAUCCUCAUGUGGGGGUGUUACAUUUGUUUAAUCCUGCAACAAAGAUGUUUUGAAUGUUUAAAGAUACUACCAAUUUGGCACUAACCAAAUGUAAACUGUCAAUGAUUUUAGACAAUUGUCAAGAGUUGGCCUAUGAUUAUUUUCAUGGGCAUUUUAUAGCUCAACUUCCUAGUGUGUCAGCUAAAAGCGUCAUCGACUCGAUGACCGUGAUAACUCGACAGGCUCUGCAACACAACCUUGUUGGUUGAUCUGGUGUUUUUUUUGUUUAUUUCACACAAUUAAAUUAGAGAAAUAUUUAAAAUAUUCAUAAUUAUUAAUUAAGCACUUCAUGGUGAGUUUGGGUGGUAUAUAAAAAUGAUCUCAAAAUAUUCUGAGUUUCACCAAAGCUAUUAAAGUGUAAUCUGUUCGUAGCUUAAGAUAACUAUGUUCAACUGAGCUCGCCAAAGUGUCUUGUCUUAUGACAUCCUGGUGAGCCUUCUGUGUGUGAUGUUUUAUGAAUGCCUUGGGAAUUGAUAAAUAAAUGUCAUUUGUUUCUUUCUUAAA
Messenger RNA from Oncorhynchus masou masou (cherry salmon), 6403 nucleotides. Its product is annotated as 1-acyl-sn-glycerol-3-phosphate acyltransferase alpha-like. The transcript is spliced from 6 exons. Bases 255 to 1076 code for a protein of 273 amino acids. The record is from RefSeq and is a predicted model, not a curated record. Gene Ontology annotation, molecular function: 1-acylglycerol-3-phosphate O-acyltransferase activity. Gene Ontology annotation, cellular component: endoplasmic reticulum; membrane. Lineage: Eukaryota; Metazoa; Chordata; Actinopteri; Salmoniformes; Salmonidae. Gene Ontology annotation, biological process: phosphatidic acid biosynthetic process.